CGGUGGGAUCAACGUGUGGUGUUAUACCUUCCGUCUGUGGAUGGGGGAUUUCGACGUUGCCAUCUGUGUAGAGGAGGGGCAAGAUCAUGGGGAGAAUUCCCUCCGCGGACGAGAGGAGACGGUCGAUAACUCUCGUGCGGAAAGAGGGGAACUACGAGGGGUGCACCUAGUGGAGGCGCGUUUCUGGGACAGGGCGGGAGAGUACGAGCAAGCCUUGAAUCGAACGAUACUCGAGCAAGGCGAGGGCUGUCGAGAGAGGUGUGAGGAUUCACUGGUCGAGGUGGCGGAGAGACUAGCUAUGGUAAGGAGUCUGAAGGAGGUAGUGAGGCACAAGGAUCGAGUGAAGGGGGAAGAGGCUCGGAGGAGAGUAGCGGGGMAGAAGGYYGAGGAAGUGACUCUAGCGAAGAGAGCGACUGAGAACAGGUGCAUGGAAAGUGUGGUUGAGCACGGGGUCGCCCAAUCACCUAAGACCGCUGCUAUGGGGCGAACCAAGGAGGAUACCGAAUUGGGGGCGAGAUUGAGCAAGUCAGCCGAAGGAGUGACCRAAGGGGUAGGAASUAUGGGUAGGGCCUUAAGGAACCUGGARGAACCCCUCGGAGAAAAAGCUACGGAACCUYGUGCGGGUUCGGAUGAGCGUUUGCACCGAGAGAUGGAACCGCGUGUACCUGWGAGAGAAAGGGUGGCAGAAGCCACGAGGGGCUUCCCAUUCGAAACCCGAUGGGCGGGACACGUGGACACGGAGGAAAGAGUCGGCGAGGGGCAGGAGUGCCCUCGUGAUAGAGUUGGAUACUGGGCACCAAGGAGAAGCGAAAAAGGUGGCCCAAGGAGGAGGGAACUUGGGGAAAAAGGACCGGUCGAAAUUGGAGGAGGACCGCGAAGAUGGGCCGACAGGCAGACCUGUUCCGCGUGGAUGCAAGACGAGGCAGUAGGAAGGAAUAUGGGUGGAUUCAGAGAUAUCUGGAGAGGGGCGAGGGGCCAGGAGACCAUGCACUGGAAGCGCGAGGACCCGGGUUAUAGAGGUCGUCGUGGGGAGGAAUUCUGGGGCCCUCCGAGAGCUCGACCGCGGAUGGAGGAUUUGGACCCUUCCUGGUACAAACCCUACGAUCCGACGACAGAUGGACCAGCGGAAGGCCCUUAUUUCCGUCGUUAUGACGACCGACGAGUUCCCUACUACGGUGUGAACCUGGGACUAGAGUCGCUCUACUUCAAUGGAAGGGACGUGACAAGGUUCGUGGAGAAGUGGGAGAGUUACGCCUACCGGAAGAAGUUCUUUGAGAAAGAGUGGAUCAACCACUUGAUACAACAUUCGGACCCCGAAUUGGACCAGGCCAUUAGGGCCGUAUACCCGUCUGAUGGAAGGUGGAAGACCUUUAAGAACAGCCUAUUGAGGAUCUUUGCAUGCGAUGACAUAAUCCUCACGAUAGAAGGGUUGCGUCGGGUGACGAGAGGGGAGCAAGAGAGCAUGGUGGCCUUUACUCGAAGGUUCAAACGUUUAUCGCAGGCUUUGGUAGAUAGAGGGAUGCUCUCGGAAGUAAACAGGUGCGUAAUGUUCAUGUUGCACCUGCCUGAGGAGAAGAGGAAGGAGGUCCUCGAGAAGGCCCCUAGGGACUCCGCGAAUUUCGAAAGAGUUGUCGAGAUAGUCUUUACGGGAGGAGGAAUAGACAUACGAGAAUAUAUGAAGGAGAGUCUGGACAUGGUAUUCCGGAGUAUGCUCAGCCAAAGGCGCGACGGUCCCCGCGGGUACGAGAGGCAGCCUCCUGGACCUCUCGGUCAACGCUGGGGAUGAGGACCCCCGGGUUGGCGGAGCGAGCCCGGUAACCAAGGGAACUGGAAGGGCGACCGAGAGACUGUAGGGAAUCGGGCCUCGGAAUGGGGGAAUUCCCGUUGGAAGGAUGGAAGGGACAGAAGAUGGGGAGAGUUUCCCCAACCUAGGAAUACAGGGGCUCGUCCUGAGGUGAGUCAGGCUAGGACAUUGCAGCCUCCCGGCCCUUCCGCUACCAUGGGAGCGGCAUCUCCAGUAGCCCCUCGCCCAAACAAUCCGCCGGCUCGAAGCGGGUGUGUCUACUGCAAUGAAGACGGUCACAUCAA
Molecule: messenger RNA, 2088 nt
Organism: Chara braunii
Lineage: Eukaryota; Viridiplantae; Streptophyta; Charophyceae; Charales; Characeae
Source: the annotation of a GenBank genome assembly